GAGUAAGGCAGAGUAGGGCGGGACAUUCCUAUGCCGUCAUAGGAAACGCAAAUUCGCUUCCAGCAAUAAUACAAACACAUGGGCUGAACAUCUUGGAAGCUUCAGCCACAAAGUGCAGUCAUGACGAGGUGGGCGAGAGCCAAUAAUGUGCAUAAACACAAGCCGGCCGAGGCCACUCCGUGGAGUCAGCUGAGAGGAGGAGGAGGAGGAGGAGGAGGAGGAGGAGGAAGACCGCAGAGGGACCAUCUGAGAGGGACUCAGGCUGGCGGAUCAGCCGUGAAGAAGCCCAACCGUCCGAAGAAGGACUACGCCAGCGAGGACGUCAACGGCUUCCUGGAGUAUCUCCAGCAGACGGGCCAGCCGCUGCCCCGGGGGAGUAACGGAGGGAGGGAGGGGGAGCGGGAGUUCAGGGAGGAGGCGGAAACGGCCCUGAGGAAAGACCGGAGACGAGAGGACCGGAGGGUAAAGAGGCAGGACAACAAGAAGAGCCACAUGCUGUGUUUUAACUGCAGGAAGCCUGGUCACGGUCUGGCCGACUGUCCCGAGGCGGACCGAGACGAGGAGAUGGGCCGAGGCAUCUGCUACCGCUGCGGCUCCACCGAACACGAGAUCCAGAAGUGUAGAGCUAAAGUGGACCCCGCUCUGGGCGAGUACCCGUACGCCAAGUGCUUCAUCUGUAGUAAGACGGGCCACUUGUCGCGGGCCUGCCCAGAUAAUCCUAAAGGACUUUAUGCACAAGGAGGUUCCUGUCGUGUUUGUGGUUCAGUGGAACAUUUCCAGAAGGACUGUCCGGAGCAUCAGGCUGCAACUAACUCGGUGACGGUUCCCUGGUUGUCCAACAACAUGAGCGCCGACUACGAGGACGUCCACGUUCCGGUGAAGAAAACCAAACCCAAACAAGAGAAGGUGGUGAAGUUCUGAUGUGGAGCCGAGUCAUCGCUCGGACUCGGUUUCUCUGACCAGAUUUACCUUCUGGACUCUGAUAAAUGGACUAAUCUCUGUUUCCUCAGACACCUUCUGAUUCUCUCUGUGUAUAUUUGAAAUCCUUUUUAUUAAAGUAUUUCUUCGGUAUA
Molecule: messenger RNA, 1073 nt
Organism: Perca fluviatilis (European perch)
Lineage: Eukaryota; Metazoa; Chordata; Actinopteri; Perciformes; Percidae
Gene: zcchc9
Product: zinc finger, CCHC domain containing 9
Exons: 6
Coding region: 121-921 (266 amino acids)
Molecular function (GO): nucleic acid binding; zinc ion binding
Source: RefSeq, a predicted model, not a curated record